Ochotona princeps (American pika) is the source of this 5480-nucleotide messenger RNA. RefSeq names its product O-linked N-acetylglucosamine (GlcNAc) transferase (gene OGT). Lineage: Eukaryota; Metazoa; Chordata; Mammalia; Lagomorpha; Ochotonidae. The record is from RefSeq and is a predicted model, not a curated record. Gene Ontology annotation, molecular function: protein binding; protein N-acetylglucosaminyltransferase activity. The transcript has 22 exons. Gene Ontology annotation, biological process: protein O-linked glycosylation. The coding region runs from base 227 to 3367 and encodes 1046 amino acids.
UGUUUCGGCCAAGGAGCCGUCGCCGCCAUUUCAAGACCGUGAGAGGUAGACGGCCAACCAGAGUUCUUAAGGUUCCAAGUCCGUAACUGCCGCCACCGCUUAAGCCUUCCAAAAAUUCUGGUACGGUUGCUGCCCUCUUAUUACUACCUCUAAGAACUAUUCUUGCCCGUAGUGGCGGCAGUGAGAGUCAAUUACCCCCUUCUUGCGCUCGCUCAAGAAGCUCCAGAUGGCGUCUUCCGUGGGCAACGUGGCCGACAGCACAGAACCAACGAAACGUAUGCUUUCCUUCCAAGGGUUAGCUGAGUUGGCACAUCGAGAAUAUCAGGCAGGAGAUUUUGAGGCAGCUGAGAGACACUGCAUGCAGCUCUGGAGACAAGAGCCAGACAAUACUGGUGUGCUUUUAUUACUUUCAUCUAUACACUUCCAGUGUCGAAGGCUGGACAGAUCUGCUCACUUUAGCACUCUGGCAAUUAAACAGAACCCUCUUCUAGCAGAAGCCUAUUCAAAUUUGGGAAACGUGUACAAGGAAAGAGGGCAGUUACAGGAGGCAAUUGAGCAUUAUCGACAUGCAUUGCGUCUCAAACCUGAUUUCAUCGAUGGUUAUAUUAACUUGGCAGCCGCAUUAGUAGCAGCAGGCGACAUGGAAGGGGCAGUACAAGCUUACGUCUCUGCUCUUCAGUACAAUCCUGAUUUGUACUGUGUUCGCAGUGACCUGGGGAACCUGCUCAAAGCCCUGGGUCGCUUGGAAGAAGCCAAGGCCUGUUAUUUGAAAGCAAUUGAGACGCAACCGAACUUUGCAGUAGCUUGGAGUAAUCUUGGCUGUGUUUUCAAUGCACAAGGAGAGAUUUGGCUUGCAAUUCAUCACUUUGAAAAGGCUGUCACUCUUGACCCAAAUUUUCUGGAUGCUUAUAUUAAUUUAGGAAAUGUAUUGAAAGAGGCACGCAUUUUUGACAGAGCUGUGGCUGCUUAUCUUCGCGCCCUAAGCUUGAGUCCAAAUCAUGCAGUGGUGCACGGCAACCUGGCUUGUGUGUACUAUGAGCAAGGCCUGAUAGAUUUGGCAAUAGAUACCUACAGGCGAGCUAUUGAACUACAGCCACAUUUCCCUGAUGCUUACUGCAACCUAGCUAAUGCUCUCAAGGAAAAGGGCAGUGUUGCUGAAGCGGAGGAUUGUUACAAUACUGCACUCCGUUUGUGUCCCACUCAUGCUGACUCUCUGAACAAUCUAGCAAAUAUCAAACGAGAACAGGGAAACAUUGAAGAGGCCGUUCGCUUGUAUCGUAAAGCAUUAGAAGUCUUCCCAGAGUUUGCUGCUGCUCAUUCAAAUUUAGCAAGUGUAUUGCAGCAGCAGGGAAAACUGCAGGAAGCUCUGAUGCAUUAUAAGGAGGCUAUCCGAAUCAGCCCUACCUUUGCUGACGCCUACUCUAAUAUGGGAAACACAUUAAAGGAGAUGCAGGACGUUCAGGGAGCCUUGCAGUGUUAUACUCGUGCCAUCCAGAUUAACCCAGCAUUUGCAGAUGCUCACAGUAACCUGGCUUCCAUUCACAAGGAUUCAGGGAAUAUUCCAGAAGCAAUAGCUUCGUACCGUACAGCUCUGAAACUUAAACCUGAUUUUCCUGAUGCUUAUUGUAACUUGGCUCAUUGCCUACAGAUUGUCUGUGAUUGGACAGACUAUGAUGAGCGCAUGAAGAAGUUGGUCAGUAUUGUGGCCGACCAGCUGGAGAAGAAUAGGUUGCCCUCUGUGCAUCCUCAUCAUAGUAUGCUCUAUCCCCUUUCUCAUGGCUUCAGGAAGGCCAUUGCUGAGAGGCAUGGGAACCUCUGCUUAGAUAAGAUUAAUGUCCUUCAUAAACCACCAUAUGAACAUCCAAAAGACUUGAAGCUCAGUGAUGGUCGGCUGCGUGUAGGAUACGUGAGCUCUGACUUUGGGAACCAUCCUACUUCUCACCUCAUGCAGUCUAUUCCAGGCAUGCACAAUCCAGAGAAAUUUGAGGUAUUCUGUUAUGCCCUGAGUCCCGAUGAUGGCACAAACUUCCGAGUGAAGGUGAUGGCAGAAGCCAAUCAUUUCAUUGAUCUUUCUCAGAUUCCAUGCAAUGGAAAAGCAGCUGAUCGUAUCCACCAGGAUGGAAUUCACAUCCUUGUAAAUAUGAAUGGUUAUACCAAGGGUGCACGAAAUGAACUCUUUGCUCUCAGACCAGCUCCUAUUCAGGCAAUGUGGCUUGGUUAUCCUGGGACUAGCGGUGCACUUUUCAUGGAUUAUAUCAUCACUGAUCAAGAAACGUCACCAGCGGAAGUCGCUGAGCAAUAUUCUGAGAAACUGGCUUAUAUGCCCCACACUUUCUUUAUUGGAGAUCAUGCUAAUAUGUUCCCUCAUCUGAAGAAAAAAGCAGUCAUUGAUUUUAAGUCCAAUGGGCACAUUUAUGACAAUCGGAUAGUUCUGAAUGGCAUCGACCUCAAAGCAUUUCUUGAUAGUCUACCAGAUGUAAAAAUUGUGAAGAUGAAAUGUCCUGAUGGUGGAGACAAUGCAGACAGCAGUAACACAGCUCUUAACAUGCCUGUCAUUCCUAUGAACACUAUUGCCGAAGCAGUUAUUGAAAUGAUUAACAGAGGACAAAUUCAGAUAACAAUUAAUGGGUUUAGUAUUAGCAAUGGCUUGGCAACCACACAGAUCAACAACAAAGCUGCAACUGGUGAGGAGGUUCCCCGUACCAUUAUUGUAACCACCCGUUCUCAGUAUGGCUUGCCGGAAGAUGCCAUCGUGUACUGUAACUUCAAUCAGUUGUAUAAAAUCGAUCCGUCUACUUUGCAAAUGUGGGCGAAUAUUCUGAAGCGGGUUCCCAAUAGUGUGCUUUGGCUGUUGCGUUUUCCAGCAGUGGGAGAACCUAAUAUUCAGCAAUAUGCACAGAACAUGGGCCUUCCUCAGAACCGGAUCAUUUUUUCACCUGUGGCUCCUAAAGAAGAGCAUGUCAGAAGAGGCCAGCUGGCUGAUGUCUGCCUGGAUACUCCACUCUGUAAUGGGCACACCACGGGGAUGGAUGUCCUCUGGGCAGGAACACCCAUGGUGACUAUGCCAGGAGAGACUCUUGCUUCUCGAGUUGCCGCUUCCCAGCUCACUUGCUUAGGUUGUCUUGAGCUUAUUGCUAAAAAUAGACAAGAAUAUGAAGACAUAGCUGUGAAACUGGGAACUGAUCUAGAAUACCUGAAGAAAAUUCGUGGCAAAGUCUGGAAGCAGAGAAUAUCGAGCCCUCUGUUCAACACCAAACAAUACACAAUGGAACUAGAGCGGCUCUAUCUACAGAUGUGGGAGCAUUAUGCAGCUGGCAACAAGCCUGAUCACAUGAUUAAGCCUGUUGAAGUCACUGAGUCAGCCUAAAUAAAGACUGCACAGGAGAAUUGUCCUAUACCUGAGCCUCAACCUUCUGGGGGAAAGGGAAUGAGCUAACACACUUUUUGCUUACCUGUACAGUACCAUAUUGCAGAUGGGCGAUCUGUAAUGGUAAUAGAUAGCACAGCCAGACUUGCUUCCUGCAUGAUAGGGAGAGACACAAGCGAUGGGAAACUGCUGUUCCACAAGGAGUCUUCAUUAGAGUUUGACAGCAACCAGGUGGUGCAUAAGUCUGGAAGGUCUGAUCUCCCUUGGUCUUCCAUGGGAUGGUUAGUGUGGAGUGGAGAUAUAGAUUGUCCAGCCGUUUUGUGAUUCCAUGGAUUGAAUGAGUCUUCUGAAUUAAUUUUUUUUCUUUAUAUUUUGGAUGUUGGAGCUUUUAAAAUGUUUGGUUUUCAGGUAUUUUUAUUCAUGUGAAGUGUGGAUGAUUCUCUUGAGCUAAGGUUUUAAGCUAAAAUGUGGUUCCCUGUUUUAGUUUCUGAACUUUGACAGAUUAACAGGGACUUUGCUGGUGUAGUCUUUUUUAUAGGUUUUAUAAACCACUUGAGCCUAUAUCAGUCAUUUUAGUGUCUGACCUGAUGUUUGGAGCUAUCAGUGCUUUGUUGAUUUAGAUGAUGACUCUUGAUUUUUUUCCCCCCUCUGGUCCAAGCUCCUUCCCUUCCCCUCACCCCCUCCCACCUUAAACAUUUUUUUUUUUCUUAGAACUCAGCGAAUGAAACCAAGUCUGAUUCAAAACAUCCAAGAGUUUUCCUAAUCACAUCAUCUGGUGCCAAAUGAAAAUUCUUAGGAGUGAUUAUUAGAAAGGAUACAGUUGUGGUACUGUUAUUGAUAGUAAUGUAGAAUUUUUUUUUGUCUGAUCUUGACUUUUUUCGCCAGUGUUUUACCUUUUACUGCCCCUUCUAUGCUGCUUCCAAAAGUGAUAGUGUGAUAAGAUGUUUACCUUCUUUUCUAAAGUUUGUUUUUUUUUAAAGUGAGUCCUGUUCUUCCUAUUUCUUUCAGCAGAAAUGAAAUCCCAGGUAAGUAUAAGUAUUCAAAUAUUUGAUCAAUGCGUUACAGUUCUUCAAUACAUAGUAUAACUUUAAUUGAAAAUCUUGUUAGUGGUAAAAAUCUCUGAAGGACCAUCUGUGUAUAUGAAUAAUUAUUUUUCAGGCCUUCUAGGGUGUUUAUAUAAUAAUGUCUUCUGAACUUGGUCUUGAAGUUUAUAUGAAUUCAGCCUCAGUAAUAGUGAACUGCACUGCUACUUGGUUUGGAAUACAAGUUAGACUUUAGCCCUCCUGGAGCUUGAGUUCUUGGCAUUAAAACCGAUAGGAAUAAAAUUACUAGUUUUCAACCAAGGGUUGAGGGCUUGAGGCUUAAAGAAGCCAACAUAUGAAUCUGUUUUUCGUCUUGCUGUACUGCAAUUAUGCUAUCCAAAUCCCAGAUCAUUUUUUGUCUGCUAGUAGUGUUCUAGAUCAUGUCUUUCCAAAGUGCUGAGGCAGUGCACCUCUUCUGUAGUUGCAGCUGUUACCUGAAUGUAUUCUAGCUGACAAAUUACUGAAUAAGAACUUGAACUUCUGAAAGAUGAUUACUGCUAGCCAAAUUCUGAGGAAGAAGCCUCAAAUGUAAUUCCAAAGCUGGAUUACAUGUCAAUGAACUGUGUACCCAUUAAUGUUAUGAAUCAAGAAACAUCAGUUAAGGGAUUUCUUAAUUUAUUUUUUACCUGAUUGAAAGUUGAAAGUUGCCAGUAUGGUUGCAGAUAAACUGAUGUUUGUAGUUCACCGAAUUACUUAAUGUGGAAUAGGAUAAUAUACUGACAAUGCCCUCAAGGCUGUGGCUUCACAGUCAUUUUACAUAGCACACCAUUCCUCCUAUAGGGGUGAACUUUUUCCUGGCACGAAAAGUAGCCGCUCUGGUUGAAGCUUUGCUUAUUGUAACAGGCUUUUAUUUCCAGGUAACAUGUCUGUGGAAGACUUAAUUCUGAAUAGAGAUAUAGAUAUUACUGGAAACUAAUUGUUUUUUCUAUUAUAUUCUGCUUUAUCAAAAAAGUAAAACAUUUAAAUUGUGCGACAGAAAUUCAGAUGUUGUCUUGCGAUCUUUAAAUAAUAAAUGAAUGAUUUCCCCUUAA